Molecule: messenger RNA, 2334 nt
Organism: Populus euphratica (Euphrates poplar)
Lineage: Eukaryota; Viridiplantae; Streptophyta; Magnoliopsida; Malpighiales; Salicaceae
Gene: LPA66
Product: Pentatricopeptide repeat (PPR) superfamily protein
Exons: 2
Coding region: 110-2038 (642 amino acids)
Biological process (GO): RNA modification
Molecular function (GO): zinc ion binding; RNA binding; protein binding
Source: RefSeq, a predicted model, not a curated record
UUACGGGACACCCAAACGAAUUUCAUAACUGAAUAUGAGGUCAAGAAAUCCAAUCUAAUAAUCCAAUUCUAAGCUGCGGUGUCCAUGAAAAUCCGAACCCCAACUGAAAAUGAACACUAUCAUCCACAAACCAAGCACAUCUCCAAAUCACCCAUCUUCACUCUUCCCUCAAAUCAGCAGAUGCAAGACGACAAGACACCUCAAGCAAAUCCAUGCCCACUUCAUCAAAACAGGCCAAAUACACCACCCUCUUGCUGCUGCUGAACUCCUCAAAUUUCUCACCCUCUCUACUCAACGUGAAAUCAAAUACGCACGUAAGUUUUUUAGCCAAAUCCAUCAUCCCAAUUGCUUCUCUUGGAAUACUAUCAUUAGAGCUUUAGCUGAUUCUGAUGACGAUGAUCUUUUUCAUGUUAACUCAUUAGAGGCAUUACUGUAUUUUUCCCACAUGCUUACUGAUGGUCUCGUGGAACCUAAUAAAUUCACUUUCCCUUGCGUGCUAAAAGCCUGUGCAAAAUUGGCUAGGAUUGAAGAGGGGAAACAGCUUCAUGGGUUUGUUGUGAAAUUAGGAUUGGUUAGCGAUGAGUUUGUUGGCAGUAAUCUUGUUAGAGUGUAUGUUAUGUGUGGGGCCAUGAAAGAUGCUCAUGUUUUGUUUUAUCAGACGAGGCUAGAGGGUAACGUUGUUUCAUGGAAUGUUAUGAUAGAUGGGUAUGUGAGGAUGGGGGAUCUUAGAGCUUCUAGGGAGUUGUUUGAUAGUAUGCCUAAUAAAAAUGUGGUUUCGUGGAAUGUGAUGAUAUCUGGAUGUGCACAAAAUGGACACUUUAGGGAGGCAAUUGAGAUGUUUCAUGAUAUGCAAUGGGGAGAUGUGUCUCCAAAUUACGUGACUUUGGUUAGUGUUCUUCCUGCUAUUUCGCGACUCGGUGCUACUGAAUUAGGAAAAUGGGUGCAUCUGUUUGCAGAGAAGAAUGGGAUUGAAAUCGAUGAUGUGCUUGGUUCUGCUUUGAUCGAUAUGUAUUCGAAGUGUGGUAGCAUUGACAAAGCAGUUCAGGUAUUUGAGGGGAUAAGAAAUAAAAAGAAUCCCAUUACUUGGAGUGCUAUCAUUGGCGGGCUUGCUAUGCAUGGUCGAGCAAGGGACGCUCUUGAUCACUUUUGGAGAAUGCAACAAGCUGGAGUGACUCCCAGUGAUGUUGUGUAUAUUGGUGUAUUGAGUGCUUGUAGCCAUGCUGGUUUAGUUCAAGAGGGUCGAUCUGUUUAUUACCAUAUGGUUGACAUUGUUGGUCUCUUGCCUAGGAUUGAACAUUAUGGGUGCAUGGUUGAUCUAUUAGGCCGUGCUGGGUGUUUAGAAGAGGCUGAACAGCUUAUACUUAACAUGCCUAUUAAACCAGAUGACGUGAUAUUGAAGGCCUUGCUUGGUGCUUGUAAAAUGCAUGGAAACAUUGAGAUGGGAGAACGUAUUGCAAAAAUUUUGAUGGGUUGGUAUCCACAUGAUAGUGGAUCUUAUGUUGCUCUCUCCAAUAUGUUUGCCUCAGAAGGAAACUGGGAGGGGGUUGUCAAGGUGAGGCUUAAAAUGAAGGAAUUGGAUAUAAGGAAAGACCCUGGAUGUAGUUGGAUUGAGCUUGAUGGAGUGAUACAUGAAUUCCUUGUGGAAGAUGAUACCCAUCCUAGAGCUGAAGGAAUCCAUUCGAUGUUGGAGGAAAUGUCAGAUCGACUAAGGUCAGUGGGAUACAGGCCAAACACUACCCAAGUCUUGCUCAACAUGGACGAAAAAGGAAAACAAAGUGCAUUGCACUAUCAUAGUGAAAAGAUUGCAAUUGCCUUUGGCUUAAUCAGUACAAGGCCCCAGACACCACUCCAAAUUGUUAAGAACCUGCGUGUCUGUGAAGAUUGUCACUCUUCAAUAAAACUUGUCUCAAAGAUUUAUAAUCGUAAGAUAAUUGUAAGAGACCGGAAGCGCUUCCAUCAUUUCGAGAACGGAUUUUUCUGCGAUCUAUUUAGCAUAAAUUGGAUGAGAAGAAGAGCAUGGACAGAGCACAGCUUAUGAUGAGAAAUGAUCUUAGGUGAGACAUGAUUGAAAGCUGCAAUAUACCAGGGUCUCAUGUACUGGUGUGUUUCAAAAUCCUUUGAAAAAGAAUAGUCUCAGACACAUUGAGCUAGCUCACUUGUUUGAUGUUUCCAUUCUGUAAAGAAGGAAGUUACAAGCCAUUAGAAUUAUUUUGUGCAGAGGAAAUUUUGGCCUAAAUGUCAAAUUAAACACACGGAGUGUGAUGUAACUUCAUUGUGGUCCUGUAAUUUUCACAAGUUCCUAAUGCCAUCCUUAUAUUCCAUUUCUGACAAUCA